UCCUCUUCAGUCUUUUUCCAGCUGAUGCUCUUCCUUCGCUCCUAUUUAUAUAGCCGAUUUCGCAGACCAGUCCCGCAAUUCCUUCUUCCCCUUUCUCCCAAUCCCCAUUUUCUCGCCACUUUACUCUGUCUCUCUCUGUGUUUUCUCCAUUCCAUCCAUGGAGGACGCUACUGUGGUGGAAGCUAUAGAUGGGACUCUCUCUGUUGCAUCUGCAUUCUCUUGUCAUCAAGAAGCCGUACAGAAUAGAGACCACAAGUUCUUGACAAAAGCAGUUGAAGAGGCCUACAAAGGUGUUGAGUGUGGAGAUGGAGGUCCUUUUGGGGCGGUUGUUGUUCGUAAUGACGAAGUAGUUGUGAGCUGCCACAACAUGGUCUUGAGGAACACUGAUCCUACAGCACAUGCUGAAGUCACUGCAGUGAGGGAGGCCUGCAAAAAGCUCGGUCAAAUCGAACUCUCAGACUGUGAAAUAUAUGCAUCGUGUGAGCCCUGUCCGAUGUGCUUCGGCGCCAUCCAUCUUUCAAGAAUUAAGAGAUUGGUUUAUGGAGCCAAAGCAGAGGCAGCAAUUGCAAUAGGUUUUGAUGAUUUCAUUGCUGAUGCCAUAAGGGGCACUGGGUUUUAUCAGAAGGCUCAUUUGGAAAUCAAGAAAGCAGAUGGGAAUGGUGCUGUUAUUGCUGAGCAAGUGUUUGAGAAAACAAAGGAAAAGUUUCAGUUAUAUUGAAUUUAUCCUUUCUUUUUUUUUUCUGUUAAAAAUAAAUAAAUAUCAAACUGUUCAUAUAUGAUGUUUAAUUCAUGAAGCAAUCAUGCAGCUGUAGCUUAACUUUCAAUUAAUCCAUUUUCAUUGUCUUGAAAUGGUUUAAUUCUUGAAUUAUGUCCAUGUGUUUUAUUA
Molecule: messenger RNA, 886 nt
Organism: Momordica charantia (bitter melon)
Lineage: Eukaryota; Viridiplantae; Streptophyta; Magnoliopsida; Cucurbitales; Cucurbitaceae
Product: Cytidine/deoxycytidylate deaminase family protein
Biological process (GO): purine nucleoside catabolic process
Molecular function (GO): zinc ion binding; guanosine deaminase activity
Source: RefSeq, a predicted model, not a curated record